This is a messenger RNA of Aspergillus wentii DTO 134E9, 571 nucleotides long. RefSeq lists its product as uncharacterized. NCBI's taxonomy places the organism in Eukaryota, Fungi, Ascomycota, Eurotiomycetes, Eurotiales, Aspergillaceae. The transcript has 2 exons. The record is from RefSeq and is a predicted model, not a curated record. Bases 158 to 379 code for a protein of 73 amino acids.
CCCGUCUCGAUACCAACAGACCAGCACGACCAACUCUGACAACAGAUGGCUCUUCUCGUUUCUUCCAUCUUCAAUCAAUCUCUCUAUGAUCUUGAGGUUGUAUAUUAACCGUCAUCAUAUCUACAGAAUUUGUAUCCUAUAACAACAUCAUUUCAACAUGCCUACCGACCCUUCUAACCCCGCCAGUUCUCACUCUGAGAAGGGCAACAGACACUCGUUCUCAUCUCAGGGAAGCAAUGAAAGCCAUCAUUCUGAAGACAAAUCCCAGAAAGCUAGUAUCUUUGACUUCCUUUCAAAGGGUCCUCAGAUCUCAAACAACAUGCCUCCCAAAGUACCACGAGAGGAACUCGAAGCUCGAAAGAAACAGCUGAAUAAGUAAAAAGUUAUUUGUCACUUGUCAAUUUUUAUCGGACGAAAACAUGUUAAAUACUCAAAAGGAUAUGUUGUGUACUUUACUUCAAUAGUUGUGAUAUAAGCCAGUAAUAUAUAUGUCGCGUGCUCUUCUAAUUAACCGAAUGUCAAUAGUAAUAAUGCAUUGAAUACGAACAACUUGGUCUAAAAACCCCAUUUG